AUGAGCCAGAGCGCCUCCAGCAAUUCGAAUGUCAGCAACAAUCAGCGACAGGAAGGGUCGAAAUUGCAAAAUUCUACUGUUAUUGCAGCCAUUUUUUCUUCAGAAAUAACGUUAAGGAACAGCAAAGAAGACCAGGAUGCUUUUAUCACCCUUGUUCGAUCCAUAUCCGACAUCAGGUCCGAGGUCAAGCAAAUUGAAAGCCUGGAAAACGAUAACAAUGUGCUUUACGGUGCACUGCUUGUGCUAUUGCGGUUCGCAAACUCCAAAUAUCGCUUCCCUAUUUCAAAGAUCGAUGGCUGGGAUCUUUUCCGAACGGCGUAUAUGGUUUCCCUGAGGGCCUACUCCGAUGAAACGGGAGUAAAGCAACCGAUGACCAGGAGCUGGAACCUCUAUGUCGAACGCAGAAAUAAAGCAAUAAAUGCAGAAAUAGUAAAGGGGAUAGGCGAAAGGAUGGACUGGGAUAUUAAUCGGAGCUCAGCUACUAUCAGGGGUCUGAUCCCUGAAUUCCGAGGUAUGCUCGAAGAUGAUUUUGCUACAAACAAGAAAAGGACGAGAUUUGGGUAUCCAAGGGAGUUUGAAUCCUCUGAAGAAUUCACGAUCAUAUUUGACGGAAAAUCGUAA
Molecule: messenger RNA, 621 nt
Organism: Psilocybe cubensis
Lineage: Eukaryota; Fungi; Basidiomycota; Agaricomycetes; Agaricales; Agrocybaceae
Exons: 2
Coding region: 1-621 (206 amino acids)
Source: RefSeq, a predicted model, not a curated record